Prinia subflava (tawny-flanked prinia) is the source of this 3120-nucleotide messenger RNA. RefSeq names its product SRY-box transcription factor 13 (gene SOX13). The record is from RefSeq and is a predicted model, not a curated record. The transcript is spliced from 14 exons. Gene Ontology annotation, molecular function: RNA polymerase II cis-regulatory region sequence-specific DNA binding; DNA-binding transcription factor activity, RNA polymerase II-specific. NCBI's taxonomy places the organism in Eukaryota, Metazoa, Chordata, Aves, Passeriformes, Cisticolidae. Gene Ontology annotation, biological process: regulation of transcription by RNA polymerase II; cell fate commitment. Bases 190 to 2019 code for a protein of 609 amino acids. Gene Ontology annotation, cellular component: nucleus.
AAAUUCUGAUUUAAAGUCGGGUUUAACACCUGGUUUAAAACCAGGUUUAAAGCCCGGUUUAAAAUCUUGUCCCCCACCCCCGACCGCGCCUGGAAACGCUGAGUGACAGCAGUGACACAAAAACGCCACCGAGAUCGGCCACCCCGAUAAAGCCCGCGGGGCGAGGAGGGAGCCGUGCCAGCCUCUGGGAUGUCCGUGAGGAGCCCCGUCUCUCCGGAGCUGGAUGGAGCGGGCGCCAUGGUGAACUGCGCCGUCAAGACGGAGGAGAGGAAGGAGGGCGGCCCCGAGACCCCCCCGGGGGCUGCCCCUGGCACCGAGCCCCGGCCCCGCGACCCUCCGGGGCCACCGCCCCGCGAUGGCAGUGACCCCCAGGCCCUGCCGCAGGAAUCCCGCUCUCCCGCCGGGGACAUUCCCGAGCCCCGGCGCUCCGCCUUCGAGCCGGCCGGCGGCGGCCAGGAGAAGCUGGACUUCAACAGGAACCUCAAGGAAGUGAUGCCCACCAUCGAGAAGCUGCUGUCCAGCGACUGGAAGGAGCGACUGCUGGGCCGGAGCUCGGCUGAAUCCAAGGAAGUGAAAGGAACCCAGGAGAGCCUGGCGGAGAAGGAGCUGCAGCUGCUGGUGAUGAUCAACCAGCUGUCCACGCUGCGGGACCAGCUGCUGACGGCGCACUCGGAGCAGAAGAACAUGGCCACCAUGCUCUUCGAGAAGCAGCAGCAGCAGAUGGAGCUGGCCCGGCAGCAGCAGGAGCAGAUCGCCAAGCAGCAGCAGCAGCUCAUCCAGCAGCAGCACAAGAUCAACCUCCUCCAGCAGCAGAUCCAGCAGGUCAACAUGCCCUACGUGAUGAUCCCCGCCUUCACCCCCGGCCACCAGCCCCUCCCGGUCACCCCUGAGUCCCAGCUGGCGCUGCCCAUCCAGCCCAUCCCCUGCAAACCAGUGGAUUACCCGGUGCAGCUCCUGCACAGCCCCCCUCCUCCCACGCUGAAGAGACCCGCGGGCCCGGGACACCUCCAGAUGCAGGAGACCUCGCAGCCGCUGAACCUGACGGCCAAACCCAAAGGCUCCGAGCUCCCCAGUGCCUCCAGUUCUCCCAGUUUGAAGAUGGGCGGCUGCCAGUCCCUCACGCCGAGCCACGGGGCCGGCAGGGAGCUGCAGCCCAGCCCGUCCAACCUCCCUCUGGGAUUCCUGGGAGAGGGCGAUGCCAUCACCAAAGCCAUCCACGACGCGCGGCAGCUGCUGCACGGCCACGGCGCCGCCAUGGAGGGCUCGCUGGGCAGCCCCUACCGCAAGGAGCACGCCGGGAUCGAUUCCUCCCCUGGGAAGGAGCGGAUGGAGGAGCCCCCCGGACACCGGCUGGACGAGGCUCUGCUGACCUGCGAGAUGGACGGCUCCCGGCACUUCCCGGAGUCCAGGAACAACAACCACAUCAAGCGGCCCAUGAACGCCUUCAUGGUGUGGGCCAAGGACGAGCGCAGGAAGAUCCUGCAGGCGUUCCCGGACAUGCACAACUCCAGCAUCAGCAAGAUCCUGGGCUCCCGGUGGAAAUCCAUGUCCAACCAGGAGAAGCAGCCGUACUACGAGGAGCAGGCGCGGCUGAGCCGGCAGCACCUGGAGAAGUACCCGGAUUACAAAUACAAACCGCGGCCCAAGCGCACCUGCAUCGUGGAGGGCAAGCGGCUGCGCGUGGGCGAGUACAAGGCGCUGAUGAGGAACCGGCGCCAGGACGCCAGGCAGGGAUUCUUGAUAGGGCCGCAGGGCAGCCAGGUGCCCCCCAGCCCCUCGGACGUGCUGUACCCACGGCCGGUGGGCGUGCAGCUGCCCCCGCCCCUCCUGGAGCAUUACCUGCCCCGCGGCGUGGACCCCACCAUGCCCGUCAUCGUCAACACCCGCAGCCUCAAGGACGGGGACACCGGCGACGACGGACACUCGGUGGCCGAGGGGGACAUGUACCGCUACAGCGAGGACGAGGACUCGGAGGGCGAGGACAAGAGCGACGGCGAGCUGGUGGUGCUGACGGACUGAGGGGGUGGCGGGGCUGGCUGUCACCCCAGGAGGGCGCGGCGUGUCCUGGCGGGACACAGGAGGGCUGCCCGCCCGCAGAGGGGGUGCCACGAGGGUGACACCCGGGAUUUCGGGUGGCGAGGACUGGCUUGGCCUUGCUUUGGUGGCACAUGGAGCCGAGGUCACCGACCCUGGAGAUUUGGUGACACUUUGGUGACACUGGCACCCCUGAGGGGGAGACCUGAGGGUGUUGGGGUGCAGGGAACCUCCGGAGCGUCCCCCAGCCCUGCAGCACCUGUGGGUCCUGGAGAGCUUCACCUGCUGGGCACGGACUGGGGACACGGACUGGGGACACACAGUGGGGACACACGGUGGGGACACGGACUGGGGACACACGGUGGGGACACACGGUGGGGACACACGGGGUGGGACACGCCAGUCCCUCCUCUGUCCCGGUGUGACCUCCCCGCUCGCUCUUUGGCGCCUGCCAGCGAAUUCCCACGGAGCCAAUUUUAGCUCCAGCCUGGCCCCGGCUCCGGCCAAGGGCUCCUCAGGGCCCUUUGUGCUCCCGGCAGCUCUGGCCCACUUUGGGAACAAAGCCGGGGCUGUUCGUGCCCUGCCAGCCCCUGCCCGGGGGGGACGUGUCCGGCUGUCCCUGGGCACCUGAGCCCUGCAGGGUGGGAGAGAGGGAGGAAUAACGGCUGUGAGGGGAAAAAGGAAUUAUUGGAAAAAAUAACCUUGGUCUGGUCAGAGCCCAUUCCGGGGGGGGUGUCGGGUGUGGUGUGGCUGUGAGUUCAGGGUGUCCAGGUGAGCGUUCGGGGUGUCCAGGUGAGAGUUCGGGGUGUCCAGGUGAGCGUUUGGGGUGUCCAGGUGAGAGUUCGGGGUGUCCAGGUGAGCGUUCGGGGUGUCCAGGUGAGAGUUUGGGGUGUCCAGGUGAGCGUUCGGGGUGUCCAGGUGAGCGUUUGGGGUGUCCAGGUGUGUUCGUGCAGUGUGCAAGUGUGAACAUGCAGUGUCCAGGUGUGUGUGUGCAGUGUCCAGGGGUGUGCACAGCUCAGGUGUGCAUGUGGAAUGUCCCAGGUGUGCACAGACAGCGCCCAGAUGUGCGUGCAGUGUCCAGCUGUG